Molecule: messenger RNA, 1240 nt
Organism: Panicum virgatum (switchgrass)
Lineage: Eukaryota; Viridiplantae; Streptophyta; Magnoliopsida; Poales; Poaceae
Exons: 4
Coding region: 209-820 (203 amino acids)
Source: RefSeq, a predicted model, not a curated record
AUUCCCCUUUAUGGAACAUUUCAAUACGUUUAGAACCAGGAAAUCUGGAUUGAAGCUUCAGUUGCAUAAUAAGAGAAAGGAAACCAUUAAGGCUUUUUAUGGCUCUGCUCAUUGGUUGGUACUUUUGGUGGCUUCAUUUGAAAGGAUGCAAUAAAAGUGAGGUGUUUGGGGUUGCUGCAACGAGUCUCAGCCCUGAGGAGGCAUUAGGAUGGGUCAUAUUGCCGAGCCUGCCGGCCCUGUACUGAUUGGCUGCAAAGUGCUGCCGAUCUUCAAUGAGCAUGGCAUAGUUGAGGGUGCAAUGAAGAAGAUGGUGCACAGGAUCGACGGCAAGAAGGCAGUUGCACGGGUGAAGGAGCUUGUGAAGCUGGCUGCUCAGGCCAGACCUCACGGCGCCACUGUUAGUGGCAAGAAAUGGAAGAAGGUUCUGAGCUUCUACGGAAGGGAUGGCGCUGCAGCCGGAACAGCUGCAAAGGGAGGGCGCCAGCAGAAACAGAAGCACGAGGAGGCGAGUGAUGAGAUGAGCUGCAGCUCGAGCAAGCUGAGCUUCAAGUGGGACGUGGGCAGCUGCUCGUCAGCGUCGGUUGCAUAUUCACCGUUGUCGUUGAUGUCGGCGCCGGCAAAGGUGUCAGAGCAGACGCCAUCGAGGAAGGACUACUACUACAUGUCGAGGUUGUCAUCCAUGAGCCAGCAGAGUAUGCUGUGCAGCGGUGGCGGCGGCGGCAGUCCAAAUAGCAUGAAGAACAUGGAAGGAGAGGAGGGCAGCUGCAGGAUGGGACAGUGGAUCACCACGGAUUCAGAUUUUGUGGUGUUAGAGCUGUAAUGGCAUAAUCUCAUUAAUGUUGAUCCAUCAAGGAAGAUGUGAGUAGAGGCGACGAUGGUUGGCUCAGCAACAGCAAGCGCCUCUCUUUCUCAGUUUCUCGUGAAGAAGAUGGAUUGGGUGGAUUCAACGGCUAGCUGCCGGGCAGCCCAGUGCUCAAGUUUUUGUUUCGCUGCCCCAUUCAUUUUCCAUCUAUUGAUAGGGCCGGGGGAUUUGAUUGAGUGAACAUGCAACAGCAACGCAAAAUUGUGACGUACGGAUAAUACUAUAUAUGUUGUUGCCUUGCUAGCUAGCUCUUUCCAUGGAUGAAACCGAGAUUGGGAUGGUGGUUGGUGUGUGUAGGGAUGCAUUGUAUGGUGGUUGGUUCAUGACACAUGACUGUUUGUUAACAGACUCAUAUUGAAUACAUUCACUAUUAGAAAA